Molecule: messenger RNA, 2062 nt
Organism: Hyaena hyaena (striped hyena)
Lineage: Eukaryota; Metazoa; Chordata; Mammalia; Carnivora; Hyaenidae
Product: guanylate-binding protein 6-like
Exons: 11
Coding region: 153-2039 (628 amino acids)
Biological process (GO): defense response to Gram-positive bacterium; defense response to protozoan
Molecular function (GO): GTPase activity; GTP binding
Source: RefSeq, a predicted model, not a curated record
GUAGCAAUGUCCAACUUCCUCAGUUCGUUAGACCUUUUAUAAAGCAGGGAUAGAAAGGUGAAGGAUCCAGUGAGGAAGCGGCAAGCAGCUGAGAACUCUUCUUGGACGGUGGUGCUGUGGAGCAGGAGACUUUUCUAGGUUGGCAGGUUGCCAUGGCAUCUGGACCCAAUAUGAUGAACCCCAUUUGUCUGGUGGAAAACAACAAUAUGCAGCUGUCAGUGAACCAGAGAGCGAUACAGAUUCUUGAAAAGAUUUCUCAACCAGUAGUGGUAGUGGCCAUUGUAGGGCUGUAUCGUACAGGCAAAUCCUACUUGAUGAACCGUCUUGCAGGACAGAACAGAGGUUUCCCUCUGGGCUCCACAGUGCAGUCUAAAACCAAGGGCAUCUGGAUGUGGUGUGUGCCUCAUCCCUCCAAGCCAAACCACACCCUGGUCCUUCUGGAUACCGAGGGCCUGGGUGAUGUGGAAAAGGGGGACUCUAAGAAUGACUCCUGGAUCUUUGCCCUGGCUGUGCUUCUGUGCAGCACUUUUGUCUACAACAGCUUGGGCACCAUCAACCACCAGGCGCUGGAGCAGCUCCAUUAUGUGACAGAGCUCACAGAACUAAUCAGGACAAAGUCCUCUCCAAAAGAGGAUGGAAUAGAAGAUUCUACAGAGUUUGUGAGUUUCUUUCCAGACUUUAUCUGGACUGUGCGGGAUUUCACCCUGGAGCUGAAGUUAAAUGAUCAUCCUAUCACAGAAGAUGAGUACCUGGAGAAUGCCUUGAAGCUGAUUCCAGGCAAGAAUCCCAGAAUCCAAGCAUCCAAUCUACCCAGAGAAUGCAUCAGGCAUUUCUUUCCAAAACGGAAAUGUUUUGUCUUUGACCGGCCAACAAAUGACAUAAAACUCCUAGCCAAUAUUGAGAAUAUACAUGAAAAUCAACUGGAUCCUAAAUUCCAGAUACAAGCCAACAAUUUUUGUUCUUACAUCUUCACCCAAGCAAGGACCAAGACUCUCCGAGAGGGAGUCGUGGUCACUGGGAAUCGGCUGAAGACUCUGGUGGUGACCUACGUGGAUACCAUCAAUACUGGAGCAGUGCCUUGUUUGGAGAAUGCGGUGACAACUCUAGCCCAGCUUGAGAACUCAGUGGCCGUGCAGAAAGCAGCCGACCACUACAGCGAGCAGAUGGCCCAGCGAGUGAGGUUCCCCACAGACACACUCCAGGAGCUGCUGGAUGUGCAUGCGGACUGUGAGAGGGCAGCCAUUGCAGUCUUCAUGGAGCAUUCCUUCAAGGAUGAAAAUCAGGAGUUCCAGAAGAAGCUUGUGGAAAUCAUACAGGAUAAGAACCAACAAUUCUUGCAGCAGAAUGAAGAGGCAUCAGUUAAAUACUGCCAGUCUAUGCUUGAUCAGCUUUCAAAGGACCUAAUGGAAAGUAUUUCCAUAGGAAAAUUUUCUGUUCCUGGAGGGUACAGGCUCUACAGGGAAGCAAAGGAAAGUAUUGAAUGGAAAUAUUCGCAAGUGCCCAGGAAAGGAGUGAAGGCAAAUGAGGUCCUCCAGAACUUUCUACAAUCCCAGGCUUCAAUAGAGAAAUCCAUUUGGCAGGCAGAUAAAGCCCUGACCGAUGGAGAGAAGGCCAUAGCAGCGGAGAGGGCCAGCAAGGAAGCAGCUGAGAAGGAACAGGAGCUGCUAAGACAGAAACUACUGGAGCAGCAACAGCAGAUGGAGGCACAACAGAGGAGUCUCCAGGAAAAUAUAGAUCAACUGAAAGAGAAGAUGGAGAGAGAGAGAGAAAACAUAAUAAAAGAACAGAAUAUGAUGUUGGAGCAUAAGCUGAAAGUCCAAGAAGAGCUGCUCAAUGAAGGAUUUAGAAAGAAAUCUGAAGAGAUGGAUGCAGAGAUAAAGCAGUUGCAACAUAUGAUUGAUACUAAAAAUAAUGAAACUUCCUGGUUUACACAAAUCUUAGACAGAUUUGGCAGUGAGAUUAUUUCAGUAUUUACUUCUCCUUUUAAAAUUGUUGAUAGCCUUGUGAGAGGUGUGAGCUCACUUUUUAAAAAGAAUUAGUUCUCCUUUUAAAGAAAUUAAAG